GGGAACAACACAGGAAUACUCGUUGAUAGGCCUAUACUGGACCAUCUUUAUUUCGUGCCGUCGUAGCAUGUCCUUCGAGUGCACUGCUCAACUUCCGUGGCAGAUACUGCUCGCUGUACUUGUGACAUAUUGGAUCGUUUUCGCCGUUCAGUGUUUUUAUGCAUACAGGGUGUGGAUCAGUGAGUGCUCUAGGAUCCACGAGAGUAGGGUUUCAAUGAGCUCCUCUAGUCACAGCACAAAAUUGCUUGAUAACAGGCAUUAUUUGUGCACUCGCCAUUGCAUCAUUCGGUUAGCUCUUUCGAUCUCAGCUGCGUAACCUCUGACUUUUGAG
Suillus subaureus is the source of this 331-nucleotide messenger RNA. RefSeq lists its product as uncharacterized. The transcript has 6 exons. The record is from RefSeq and is a predicted model, not a curated record. Lineage: Eukaryota; Fungi; Basidiomycota; Agaricomycetes; Boletales; Suillaceae. The coding region runs from base 68 to 316 and encodes 82 amino acids.